Messenger RNA from Python bivittatus (Burmese python), 4864 nucleotides. It is a transcript of the gene FILIP1, whose product is annotated as filamin A interacting protein 1. Lineage: Eukaryota; Metazoa; Chordata; Lepidosauria; Squamata; Pythonidae. Gene Ontology annotation, cellular component: actin cytoskeleton. The record is from RefSeq and is a predicted model, not a curated record.
UGCUGAGAACACUGGAUAAAUAUAGCUCCAGCGAGCUCAGUUCCACAAAGUCAUUGCUCUCAGCAGCCUGCAAGGAGCCCAGGAGAGGAGAAAUACAAUCUCAGAACUUCACUGCCAAAGCUUAGCUCCCACAGAGCAACAGUUGUGGGUGGGGGCAAAACAACCAGGAGAAAAGACUUUCUAACAAAAGCCUGGGUGAAACCUAAGAGAGCAUUUGUAGCUCCUCUUUCUUCUAACUGGUAUCUCUCAGAACAGAAACUACGUUCCUCUUCGGCUGUCUGUUUCUCUGUUUCCUGCAUGACUUCAGUCCCUGGUAGAUCUAGAAAGAAAAGAAUGAUCAAAGUUUGCCCGGUGCUCUUCUGGGCCUGGAUACCUUCAGUCUUGGUCAUGUAAGCUAUGUUUAUGAAGUCUUCCAAGAACACACAUCCUUCUAAAGAGCUGGCAUCUUAAGUCCUUCCUUUCAACUGGCAGAUCAAAAUGAAAUCUCGAAAUCAAGGUGGGGAGAGCUCAUCCAACGAGCAGUUACCCAAGUCAAAGACCAUUAUCAACUCUUCAGAAAAUCAAAACCUUCAGGAAGAUAGUAAGAAAAAGAACAAAUCUAAUCAGAAAGAUGAAAUCUCAGGUCCAGGAACUGUGAAGCAGCGCAGCAAAUUACAAGGGCCUAAUGAGCGGAAAAGCAAGAAAUCAAUAGAACUUUCUAAAGAGGACCUCGUCCGGCUCCUGAGUAUAAUGGAAGGAGAACUACAGGCUAGAGAAGAUGUGAUCCAUAUGCUGAAGACAGAGAAAAUCAGACCCGAAAUCCUGGAGGCACACUAUGGCUCUGCGGCCCCUGAGAACGUCCUCAGAAUAUUGCAUAGAGAUGCUCUUCUGUCCAAAGAGAAAUCAAUAGGAGAAGAUGUUUAUGAGAAGCCCAUUUCAGAGCUGGACAGACUAGAAGAAAAGCAGAAAGAAACAUAUCGGCGUAUGCUUGAGCAGCUUCUUUUGGCAGAAAAAUGCCAUCGACGCACAGUUUACGAGCUGGAAAAUGAGAAGCAUAAACAUACUGAUUACAUGAACAAAAGUGACGACUUUACCAAUCUCCUGGAACAGGAGCGUGAACGAUUAAAGAAACUUCUUGAACAGGAAAAAAUCUACCAGGCUCGCAAGGACAAAGAACAUGCAAAGCGCCUCAGUAAGCUAAGAGAAGAACUUGUUAAACUGAAGUCGUUUGCACUUAUGCUGGUGGAUGAACGGCAGCUGCACAUUGAGCAACUUGAUCAGCAGACUCAGAAAAUACAAAAUCUCACCCAGAAAUUGAAAGAAGAAGAAGAAAAGUUUAAGGUCCUAAAUUCCAAAGCAAAAGAAGAUGGGCAGAAAUUAAUAAAGCUGGAGGCUGAACUUGAGUACAGGACAGCCUCAUAUUCUCAAGAGCAUGAGGAGAUGACUGCUAAAUUUACCAGUCAAGAAUCACACAAUAAGCAGCUCAGGCUUAAGCUAGUGGGUUUAACCAACAGAAUUGAGGAGCUGGAAGAAACCAAUAAAAGUCUUCAAAAGACUGAAGAGGAGCUUCAGGAGUUGAGGCACAAAAUAGCCAAAGGGGAAUGUGGGAACUCCAGCUUAAUGGCUGAGGUGGAAAACCUUCGCAAGCGUGUGCUUGAAAUGGAAGGCAAAGAUGAGGAGAUCACCAAAACAGAAUCUCAGUGCAAAGAGCUGAAAAAGAAAUUGCAAGAGGAGGAACACCAGAGUAAGGAAUUGAGGCUUGAAGUGGACAAACUGCAGAAGAGGAUGUCAGAACUUGAGAAGCUAGAAGACGCUUUCAGCAGAAGCAAAUCAGAAUGUACCCAGCUGCGUUUGAACUUGGAGAAAGAAAAGAGUUUAACUAAAGACCUGAUCAAUGAGUUGGAAGUAGUGAAGAUUCGGGUAAAAGACUUAGAGGCUUCAGAAACCAAGUUGGAAAAGGCAGAAUUGAUCCUAAAAGAUGACCUGAUGAAGCUGAAGUCUUUUACUGUCAUGCUGGUGGAUGAAAGAAAAAACAUGGCGGAUAAAAUAAAGCAGGAAGAGAGGAAAGUGGAAAGCCUGAAUAGGAACUUUAAGGUGGAGCAAGGCAAAGUUAUGGAAGUGACUGAAAAGCUAAUAGAUGAAAGUAAAAAACUUUUGAAGCUGAAAUCUGAAAUGGAGGAAGAAGUGUCCAAUUUGACCAAGGAAAAGGAUGAGUUAAUUAACAAGCUAAAAAAUGAAGAGGAGAAAUCUUUGCAGCUAAACUGUACAGUGGAUCUAUUAAAGAAAAGAAUUGAUGGCAUAGAGGAGGUUGAAAGAGAAAUUGCCAGAGGUCGUGUUAGAAAAGGACCAGGGGUUUCUGGACAAGAGGAUAACAAGAUCAAAGAACUAACAGUUGAAAUCGAAAAGCUAAAAAAUCGUCUUAAGCAGUUAGAAGUGGUUGAGGGAGAUUUGAUGAAAACUGAGGAUGAAUAUGAUCAGCUGGAGCAAAAAUUUAGGACUGAGCAGGACAAAGCUAAUCUUCUUUCCCAACAGCUGGAAGAAAUGAAGCUCCAGAUUGCUAAAAAUAAAGCAAUAGAGAAGGGAGAGGCAGUGAGUCAAGAGGCUGAGCUGAGACAAAGAUUUCGGGUGGAAGAAGCUAAAAACAGAGACUUGACAGCAGAAGUACUGGCUCUUAAAGAAAAAAUUCAUGAGCUGAUGAACAAAGAAGACCAGCUUUCCCAGCUCCAAGUAGAUUAUUCAGUCCUCCAGCAAAGGUUUCUGGAAGAAGAAAGUAAAAACAAAGCUAUGGGACAGGAGGUGCUGAAUUUGACAAAAGAACUUGAGCUGUCUAAACGCUAUAGUCGUGUCCUGAGACCCAGCAUGAAUGGCAGAAGGAUGGUUGAUGUACCUGUUACAUCUACUGGAGUACAAACUGAUAUGAUGAAUGGUGAAAUGGCAGAAGAAGAGACACCUGCUGUGUUCAUUAGGAAAUCCUUCCAGGAGGAGAACCACAUCAUGAGCAACCUUCGGCAGGUUGGGCUCAAGAAACCCAGUGAGAGGUCAUCUGUGCUUAACAGGUAUCCCCCAGCUGCAAAUGAGCUUACAAUGAGAAAAUCUUGGAUUCCCUGGAUGAAAAAAAGAGACAACAGUUGUCAGCCAACUCAAGACAAAGGAGCCAGAGUUCAAACCAGCCCCGAACGUCCUGGGGAAGUGGUUCUUUCUCCAAAGCAGGGGCAGCCUCUUCAUAUUCGGGUAACACCAGAUCAUGAAAACAGUACAGCAACUUUAGAAAUUACUAGCCCAACAGCUGAAGAUUUCUUCUCAAGUACCACUGUUAUUCCUACCUUAGGAAAUCAAAAACCAAGGAUCACCAUAAUUCCUUCUCCUAAUGUCAUGUCCCAAAAAGGGAAAAGUGGUGAGAGCCCAGUGGGUCCAGAGAGAGCAAUGUCACCAGUGACUCUAACUACUUUCUCCAGAGAGAAAUCUGUAGAGAGUGAGAUGUCUCCAUUCAUGGAAAGGCCCAUGUCCCCAAUUCAGAUCAUGACCUUAUCUACCUCUGCAGCACCCACAGAAAUUACUGUAUCCCCUGAGUCACAGGACAUGACCAUGGGGAGGGCUGUGUUUAGAGUGACACCAGAGAAACAAACUGUCCCAACUCCAGUCCGACAAUAUAGUCCAAAUACAAGCAUCAUAACGACUGAGGACAACAAAAUUCAUAUCCACUUAGGUACUCAGUUUAAACGUUCACCUAGCACUGCUCAAGAAGGAAUGAGUCCUGUAAUUACUGUCAGGCCUAUGAAUGUAGUGGCAGAAAAGGAGGAUAUGACAGGGACUGUUCUUCGGUCCCCCAGGAAUAAUGUAUCCUCAAGAUCUGGAGCAAGCAAAGUGACCAGCACCAUUACUAUUACUCCAGUUACUACAUCAUCCACACGAGGAACACAAUCAGUGACAGGACAGGAUGGGUCAUCCCAGAGACCUACACCCACCCGAAUCCCUGUAUCUAAAGGUAUGAAAGCUGGGAAGCCAAUAGUGCCGGCCCCUGGAUCAGGAAAUCAGACCAAAUUCGAGCCUCGUGCCGAGACUCAGUCUAUGAAAAUAGAACUGAAGAAGUCUUCAGCCAGUAGCUCUGCCUCCCUUGGUGGGGGGAAGGGCUGAGGGCAGUAUCUCGGGGAGAGCAUCAUCAUUCGUCAGGUGCGCAUAAAUGCAAGAUGAGAAGCCACAUCAACUCCGUGUUAUUCUUGUGCACUUCUUCUCCACUCCUCUGGGUUGGAUCACUGUGAAAGUUCCACCUCUAUAAUUCUGAUCUUCCAUGCUACUGAUCACUCGUGGAAGUAUAUUUUACUGCUUCCGUUGGAUUUUGAUUUUUCUGUGUGUGCAUGUGCAACUUUUAUUUCUUAAGAAACUGUGUUUGCUGUUUUUUAAAACUAGAUGGUAAGAAAGGAAAAACACGUAUUUUGCAAAGCGUCCAAACCAAUUGGCAUUUGUCUGAUUUUGUUUGGUGUUUCCUACAUAAUUUAUUUUUAUAAUACACUUUGUAAUGCAGGAUUUUAUUUUGCCAGAUCUUCUGACUUCCUUGUCCAUAGCACAUUAAUUUUGUAGAAUACACUGUCAAAAUUGCCAGGUGCCAGUUUGAAUAUUUUCUGUAAGUGUUUAUAAAGAUAUUGACUUGACCUCAAUAAAGGCACCUUUUUAAGAAAACUUGUCACAGAUGUUCCCAGCCAUAAUGUGACUGUGUGACUGAAUUGCCCUGAAGACUGCUUUAUAAGAUAGUAUUAUAGAUCUUUGCACUGUGCUAUGAUUUAAUAUAAAAAUAAUUACCAACAAACCAAAGCCUUGAAACUGUAUUUGACUUUUAGGAUUGUUUUUAAAUAUUGUAUACCAAUGUCUAUUAAACAAUGCUUACAUG